AUGGAUUUCAGUUCCUCAUCAGUGUUUGAUCAGCACAAAGGUAAGUCACUCCCUGCAGGUGAUGCAGCAGAAGAGAUUGACUUGACUGUGGUUUACCAAGCAGCAGCUAAUGGUGAUGUGAACACACUAACUGCAGUGAUUCAAGAAGAUCCUUCCAUCCUGGAGUGCUGCGACACCGAGGGUUGCACACCUUUGAUGCAUGCUGUGUCAGGACGCCAGGUUGAUACAGUGAAGCUUCUGUUGAAGAUGGGAGCCAAUAUUAAUACUCAAGAUGCUUGUGGACGUACCAGUUUAUCUCUGGCAACUUAUCUGGGCUGGCUGGAAGGCUGUGUCAGCCUGCUCAGAAACGGUGCUAAGCAAAACAUACCUGACAAAAAUGGAAGGUUGCCACUACAUGCUGCUACUGCAGAGCCUGAUGUGAGGCUUCUGAACAUACUUUUGCAGCAGUCAAAUCUUAGUGAAAUUAAUCAUCAGGAUAAUGAGGGAAUGACUUCACUCCACUGGGCUGCUUUCCAUAACAGGCCCCAGCACACUCAGACUCUGUUGUACAAGGGAGCAGACCUGACUCUGGUGGACAAAGACUGCAAAACGCCUCUGCACUGGGCAGUACAGAGUGGCAAUAGGAUUCUGUGUUCCAUCAUUCUGGACCACUACCAGGGACCAUCAAUAAUAAACUAUGACGACGAGAAUGGCAAAACAUGUAUGCACAUUGCUGCUGCGGCAGGCUACAGUGAUAUUAUCAGCGAGCUGGCUAAAUUCCCGGAGUGCAACCUGCAGGCCCUUGAUGAGGAUGACAGGACACCUUUGCACUGGGCUGCAGCAGCAGGCAAAGCUGACUGUGUGCAAACACUGCUAGAGCUGGGGAUAAACAGCAGUCCUCGAGACAUCAAUGAAAACACUCCUCUGACAUAUGCAAUGUACUGUGGGCACACAGCAUGUAUCAAGCUGCUGUCUCAGGAGAGCAGCAGACCUGAGCCAGUUCACCAUUUUCCCUCACAGAGCAACAGACUCCUAAAGAAAGAGGGACGAUUUGGUAUGCUGAACCACAUCUUCUCUUGCAAAAAUAAGAAAGAUGAUCAGAAAACCAGUCUGAAGGAGAGAUGCAGAGACCAAUACCCAAGAGAAGAGACCUCAGAAGUAGAUGACAUCAUCACCACUUUUGAUUGUAUUAUGGACACAAACUGCAAAGACGUUCUAGAUAAGAGUGUGACUACCACUGACUUUAAAAGAAGGACCACAGACCCAAGGUACCUCAUACCAGAAAAGAAGCAAUCAGAGUGUCAGGAACUUCUUCCCGUCAGAACACAGAGGCUUCCUCCAAUCACUGCAGGCAAUUCCUUCCUAACUGGUUCCCAGAGCACAAUGACAAGCUUCUCCAGUGCCAGUCCCCACCAUUUUACACACAAGUCUCAAAAGAGUAGGAGUGAACACAGCUUGCUGGACCACAGAAGCAGCUGCCAGGCUUUAUUGGAUGAUCUCUGGAAUACAGGUUCUAACCAACUAGUUUCCUGCAAAGUCUAUACUAGGACUCCUUCAGACAAACUGAUAAAUAGCUUAAACUCUAAUAGACCUCAUCAUGUGUUUUUGUGUCCUCCCCGUCUUCCCUCACUUCCCAGUUCUCCAUCAGACAAAAAUUUUCAACAGAUGUCUGUAGAACAAUCCACAAUAAAAAAUGUCACUCCCAUACGGAACUGCCUAGCUCCCAUACCCAACCACUGUGCUCACAAAAUUCAGCUACCAUCUCAGGAUGCUAAGAAGUUUAAUUCCCUGCCCUUAAAUUCCAUGAGGACUGGUACAGUUAUUCUGCCACCAGCCCCAACCUCCAGAUCACAAAAAAGGGAACAUUCUCAGAGUCGUCUGCUAUAUUCUCUCUUGCCUGGUCUAUCAGGAGAGCCUCUGAACCCAAGCCGUGUUCUACCUGCUAUCCCAAGCCAGAAGAAAUCUAAUCCUGCAGAAGAGAUUGAGAAAUCUUGUACCAAAAUAGACGCUGAAAAUUAA
Messenger RNA from Colius striatus (speckled mousebird), 1998 nucleotides. It is a transcript of the gene ANKRD55, whose product is annotated as ankyrin repeat domain 55. The coding region runs from base 1 to 1998 and encodes 665 amino acids. The record is from RefSeq and is a predicted model, not a curated record. Gene Ontology annotation, molecular function: protein binding. The transcript is spliced from 11 exons. NCBI's taxonomy places the organism in Eukaryota, Metazoa, Chordata, Aves, Coliiformes, Coliidae.